AUGUUGGUUUCAGCUUUUCGCCGCUUUACAGCUGGUCCAGGAUCUGCAGCCGGUCCACAGAUGCCACAAAUUGAAAGAAAGGCAGUUGCUGGUGUUGGCAGACUCAUUUUAACAAUCGGAAACAAGGGAGGUGUUGGUAAAUCUAUGGUUACAGUCAACACAGCUCUUGCUCUGGCUAAAACAGGCAACAAAGUCGGUAUCUUCGAUGCAAACAUCUACUCACCAGAUAUCCCAAGGCUUACAGGCACAACAAAUUGGUUACUUUCGCCAGAUAAACAACAGAACUACUUGCCGAUCACAACUGGUGGAAUCCAACAAGUUUCUGUUGCUAACGUUAUCGGAAAGAAGGACUCAAUUCUUUGGAAGAACUAUGUUGGUGCUAUUCUUGGUGAUUUCUUGAAGAAGGCCAUCUGGCAAGAUGUUGAUUACCUUCUUGUCGAUACACCACCAGGAACUGGCGAUAUUCACAUGGCUUUAUCUACAUUAUUCAAGGCAGAUGGCGCCAUCGUUGUUGCAACGCCAGAUGCCCUCUCAUUCAUCGAUACAUGCCGCUGCAUUGACAUGCUUAACCGUAUGCCAAUUCCAAUUGUCGGUAUUGUUGAGAAUAAGGGCGAACAACAGUGCCAGACCUGCAACAAGAUCACACCAGCUCAGAACGAGGCUGGAAAGGUUCUCGCCGACAAGUAUAAACUUCAAAAGAUCUGCACAAUCCCAACAAUUCCUGCAAUUGUCGAUUCAUGCGAUAAUGGUACUCCAGCUUACACUUCUAUUGCUAACCCUGAGCUUAAGAAGUGCUUCGAUAACAUUGCCGCUGCAAUCAUGAAGAAAUUCCCUAAGCGUACACCAGAAAUCCCAACAUACGUCCCAGAUACACCUCCACCACAGCCAACUGAGUUCAAGCACUAA
Molecule: messenger RNA, 906 nt
Organism: Trichomonas vaginalis G3
Lineage: Eukaryota; Parabasalia; Trichomonadida; Trichomonadidae
Product: NUBPL iron-transfer P-loop NTPase (ParA) family
Exons: 1
Coding region: 1-906 (301 amino acids)
Biological process (GO): iron-sulfur cluster assembly
Molecular function (GO): 4 iron, 4 sulfur cluster binding; ATP-dependent FeS chaperone activity; ATP binding
Source: RefSeq, a predicted model, not a curated record